AUGGCGGACCAGGCAAAGGCCAGCAGACAGGUUUCUCAACAGGCCGAAAGUGUUUCUACAUCAGACAACGACUCAGUCGAGCUUCAGAGGAUAACGACGAAGUCUGCAGGUGACAUACUGUCGCUUUCGCCUCGAACACCAGCUUCAGCAGAGUACGAUGUGGAUCCCACCACCGCCGCCGAGCUCGCCGCAACAGUCACACAAGCUAUUUCUCCCCAUCGAACUGUCACAGCUUCCGGAUUGAAUCUCUCGUCGGAUGUACUUGAUCCAAAGAGUCCCUCGUUCAACUUCCGCCUGUGGGCUAAGUACCUCGUCUAUCAGCUUGAGAGCACUGGUAUUCGAAGGCCACGAGUCAGCACAACGUUUCGGAAUCUCACCGUGACAGGCACCGGCGAUGAGAUCAUGCUGCACAAGACUGUUGGCUCUCUCCUCACGGCACCCUUUGGGUUCGCCAAAGUUCACAAGAGACGACACAACGCAAAGCGGACCAUUCUGAAUGGCUUCAACGGCUCCAUCAACACCGGAGAGAUGUGUAUCGUUCUUGGACGGCCUGGCAGUGGAUGCAGUACGUUCCUCAAAGCCCUCUCUGGACACCUGGAGGGCGCCAAGAUCAGUAAAGAAUCGAGCAUCAGAUACAGCGGUGUAGCACAGGAAGACUUCGGGUUGCACGGCGAGAUCCUAUACAACAAGGAGAACGAAUCACACUUCCCUCACCUUACGGUCGGACAGACACUGCACUUUGCCGCUGCUACUCGCUCGCCCGCGGAGAAUGUUCUCCAAAUGCCUCGGAAGGACUUCUUGAACUACAUCGUCGACAUCGCUCUCAACGUCUACGGCUUGACUCAUGCUCGACAUACACGUGUCGGCAACGACUUCAUUCGCGGCGUGAGUGGUGGCGAGAGAAAGCGCGUUAGUAUAGCCGAGAUGGCAUUGACCGGUGCAAUGGUUGGCGCAUGGGACAAUGCGACACGUGGUCUUGAUUCCGCCACUGCACUCGAAUUCGCCCGUGGUCUCAGAACGUCGGCCGAUGUCUGGGGAUCGAGCCAUAUUGUGGCCAUUUAUCAAGCCAGUCAGUCUACAUUCGACCUCUUCGACAAAGCAAUAGUUCUGUAUGCGGGACGCCAGAUCUACUUCGGGUCGGCCAGCAAUGCUGGUGCCUACUUCGAGGCAAUGGGAUGGCAGCGGCCACCACGAAUGACGACUGGAGAUUUCCUCACCAGUGUAACGAAUCCGACUGAACGCGCGGCUCGACCAGGAUUCGAAGCACGUAUUCCCAGAACUCCAGAGGAGUUCGAGAAUCGAUGGCUGCAGUCCGAAGAGUACAAACAAUGUCUGGCCGAUAUCCAGGAGACCUUGCAUGCUGCCGGAGAUGGCAACGAGGCUCUACAUCAAUUCCAAGCACAUCAUCACAUGGUCCAGUCGAAGCACUCUCGACAAAAGUCACCUUUUCGAAUCAGCGUACUCAUGCAAAUCCAAUUGUGUAUCCACCGGUAUUACCAAAGAAUAUGGAACGACAAACCUUCUACUAUCUCCAAAGUCGUGGCUCAGAUCGUUCAGGGUCUGAUAGUCGGUAGCAUCUUCUAUGGUACACCCGACAGCACAACGGCUUUCUUCAGCAAAGGAUCUGUGUUAUUCACGGUCGUUUUGGUCAAUACACUGAUGUCAGUCGCCGAGAUCCCAACCCUCUACAAUCAACGCCCUAUUGUCGAGAAGCAUGCUCAGUAUGCGCUAUACCAUCCGGCUGCAGAGGCUCUGGCAAGCGUCAUUGCGGACUUGCCUAUCAAGCUCUUCAUAAGCACGUGUUUUGGCGUCAUCAUCUACUUCUUGGCUGGUCUCAAGCAGGAAGUGGGCGCAUUCUUCGUCUUCUACCUCUUCACGACAGUCACGAUGCUCACCAUGAGCGCCUGCUUUCGAUGCAUCGCGGCGGCCGCCAAGACAGUACAGUCCGCAAUGGCGUUCGCUGGCCUUGGCAUUAUAGCCAUUGUCAUCUAUACAGGCUUCACGAUCCAGCGUCCCCUCAUGCAAAAUUGGCUGCAGUGGAUUAGCUGGGCAAAUCCUGUUGCAUAUGUAUUCGAAGCUCUACUCACCAACGAGGUGCAUGGCGUCGUGUUCGCUUGCACUGCAACGUCCCUGGUCCCUCCGUACGGCGAGGGAGACGCGUUUCAAUGCGCCAUGCCCGGUGCCGUCGCUGGACAGAAAGGUGUUCUGGGCGACGACUGGGUCUCUUCGGCGUACGAAUACAGCUACGAUCAUCUAUGGCGCAACUUCGGCAUCGUGAUAGCGUAUAUGCUCGCUUUCUAUGCACUGUAUCUGGUCUUGUCCGAACUCAAUUACAAAGUGCCAUCGAAAGGCGAGGUGCUGGUGUUUCGACGCGGAUGGCAGAUUCACGAGAAGGACAGUGUGCCAUCCGAGCCUGGAGCUUUGAGCCUCAUGCCCCAACCAACAGAAGUGUUCACCUGGCGCGACGUCUGUUAUGACGUGCCUGUCAAAGGCGGCACUCGUCGGCUCCUCGACACCGGCGCAGGCAAAACAACCCUUCUUGAUGUGCUUGCAAAUCGAACGAAUGUCGGCGUUGUUACUGGAGCCAUGCUAGUGAAUGGCAAGCCCGUCGAUUCGUCCUUCCAGCGCAAGUCUGGUUACUGUCAGCAGCAAGACGUUCAUCUCGAGACCGCCACCGUUCGAGAGGCUCUUCAGUUCUCGGCCAUGCUCCGACAACCGAAGUCCGUGUCCAAGCAGGAAAAGUUCGAUUAUGUGGAACAAGUCAUUAUUAUGUUGGGCAUGCAGGACUUCGCCGAAGCUAUUGUCGGCGCCCCUGGUGAAGGCUUGAACAUCGAGCAGCGCAAGCUUCUCACUAUCGGCGUUGAACUUGCUGCGAAGCCGGCGUUGCUGAUCUACCUCGAUGAGCCAACCUCAGGUCUCGACUCGCAGUCAUCUUGGUCCAUCAUCUGUCUCCUCAGACGCCUUGCCGACUCAGGGCAGGCUAUUUUGACCACCAUUCAUCAGCCGUCGGCCAUCCUCUUUCAGCAGUUCGACCGGCUGCUCUUCCUUCAGAAGGGCGGCAAGACAGUCUAUUUCGGCAACAUCGGCCCUAAUUCGAGGACGCUGGUCGAUUACUUUGCAGCUAGUGGCGCACGUCCUUGCGGCGACGAGGAGAACCCGGCCGAGUACAUCCUGGAGGUUGUUGCCGGUCCACAGGCCCCCAAAGAUAUUGAUUGGCACACGAACUGGAAAGCAAGCACUGAGUCGCAGACCGUUCUCUCUCAAAUCGAUGAGCUCCACGAGCAGUACGGCACGAAGACUGCGACAACUGAAAGUUUCACUGACGUCGCGGCCAUCGACACCCAGUACGCCAUGCCGACCUUGACUCAGUAUCUGUACGUAACCAGACGUGCCUUCCAGCAGUAUUGGCGUACUCCGUCAUACAUCAUCGGAAAGCUCGGACUCUGCACUGCCUGUGCCUUGUUCGUCGGGUUCUCCUUCUGGCAGCCCGAUAGCUCCCAAGCCGGAAUGCAGAAUGUCAUCUUCUCGAUCUUCAUGAUCUUUACGAUCUUCACACCACUGGUACAGCAGAUCAUGCCGCGCUUCACAACCUCCCGCGCACUGUACGAGGUUCGGGAACGGCCCUCACGCAUGUAUAGCUGGUCCGUCUUCAUGACAUCCAACAUCGUCGUUGAAGUCCCCUGGCAGGCUCUGUCCGCGGUGCUGGUCUUCGUAUCCUGGUAUUUCUCCGUCUUCGGAACCGACAACCCGGUCAAAACCGAUUUCACGGCUCUCGCAUUCUGCUUGACCUUCUACAUAUACGUCAGCAGCUUCGCGUUCAUGAUCAUCGCGGCUCUGCCCGACGCGCCAACUGCUGGACCGAUCAGUGCUCUGCUAUUCAGCUUGAUGAUUACCUUCUCUGGUGUGCUGCAGAAGCCAGAUCAGCUGCCCAAUUUCUGGCAAUUCAUGUGGAGAGUCUCGCCCUUCACAUACAUGCUUGGCGGAUGGGCUGGCGCUGGACUGCAAGGAAGGGAGAUCAACUGUGCGGCAAACGAGUUUGCAAUCUUCAACCCACCUAGCAACAUGACUUGUGCGGAGUACUUAACGCCAUACUUUCAGGAAGGUGCUCUUGGGCGUUUGCUCGUGCCCGACGCCACGAGCGACUGUCAAUAUUGCCCGCUGCAAAAUGCGGACCAGUACUUGGCGAUGAGCGAUAUUUAUUCUUCCGACGUUUAUCGCAACCUGGGGAUCUCGUACGGCUAUAUUGUCUUCAACAUAGCUGCGGCCGUCUUAUUCUACUACCUCUUUCGAGUAAGGAGGAUUUCGUUGUUGCGGAGUUUGAUCCAGGGAAUCGUGCGGCUUAUCAGGACUGUCAAGCCGCACAAGGCUACGGAAUGA
Molecule: messenger RNA, 4377 nt
Organism: Cyphellophora attinorum
Lineage: Eukaryota; Fungi; Ascomycota; Eurotiomycetes; Chaetothyriales; Cyphellophoraceae
Product: ABC transporter CDR4
Exons: 4
Coding region: 1-4377 (1458 amino acids)
Biological process (GO): transmembrane transport
Cellular component (GO): membrane
Molecular function (GO): ATP binding; ABC-type transporter activity; ATP hydrolysis activity
Source: RefSeq, a predicted model, not a curated record